GCCCUAUUUGUCUUCCACACCCCCAUCCACUGCAACAUUCAGGCAGGUUCACUUAAUGUUCUCGUGCAGGCUCGGUAACGCCGCUGCUGUGUUGGGAAAUACUCGGUGAUUCGGGAGCGUUCAGAGUGUCAAUCAGCAGCCAGACCUCAAGCGACGCUUCUACACUACAGACCCUGUAGAACAACACGACAAACAUGGCAGAUCCCAUGAACCAAUCUUCUCAGAUUUCGUCGUCACAAGGCCUUAACGAUGGACAUUCUGCAUCGUCCAAAGACUCGAAGUUUUCCGAUUCCUUUUUUUCUUCGCCUGUAUCUCUCAUUCAGUCUCCUCAAGACAAAAGAGUGGUACUGGGCUCUGACAAACCUUCAGAGAAUUUGGCCACAUCUCUUCGCUUUUCUUCUCAGUCAAGUUCCUUUUCACCAGUUGCUUAUGGAAUUGACUCUUCACCUGGUGACAACAUAGAUCAUACCAUCAAAGAGAAACGGGAGCUUUUUGAGUCAUCUUUUGGCUUUCAAAAGCAGGACUCCCCUAUAAAGACAUCCCCUGUGUCUGAGAGAAUCAAAGCACUAGAAGCUUUAGCUGCAAAGCAGAAUGAUUUUGAUAGAAAUGAUGGGGGGUUUCCACAUUUUAAAGAGCGUCACUAUGAGAAGUCCCCUACUGAAUCACAUGGAAUUUCCUCCCGCUUGUCCUUCCAGAAAAGGACAAUAUCAAAUGAGCAGGAAUCUUCAGAAUUACCCUUUCAGAAAAGGAAAAUGUCAAGUGAGCGGGAAUCUUCAGAAUCACCCUUUCAGAAAAGGACCAUGGCAAAUGAGCAAGAAUCUCCACAAUCACUCUUUCAAAAAAGGACCAUGUCAAAUGAGCAGGAAUCUCCAGAAUCACCCUUUGAGAAAACGACCAUGUCAAAUGAGCAGAAAUUUCCAGAAACACCCUUUGAGAAAACGACCAUGUCAAAUAAGCAGAAAUCUCCAGAAUCACCCUUUGAGAAAACGACCAUGUCAAAUGAGCAGAAAUCUCCAGAAUCACCCUUUGAGAAAACGACCAUGUCAAAUGAGCAGAAAUCUCCAGAAUCACCCUUUGAGAAAACGACCAUGUCAAAUGAGCAGAAAUCUCCAGAAUCAACCUUUGAGAAAACGACCAUGUCAAAUGAGCAGAAAUCUCCAGAAUCAACCUUUGAGAAAACGACCAUGUCAAAUGAGCAGAAAUCUCCAGAAUCACCCUUUGAGAAAACGACCAUGUCAAAUGAGCAGAAAUCUCCAGAAUCAACCUUUGAGAAAACGACCAUGUCAAAUGAGCAGAAAUCUCCAGAAUCAACCUUUGAAAAAACGACCAUGUCAAAUGAGCAGAAAUCUCCAGAAUCACCCUUUGAGGAAACGACCAUGUCGAAUGAGCAGAAAUCUCCAGAAUCACCCUUUGAGAAAACGACCAUGUCGAAUGAGCAGAAAUCUCCAGAAUCACCCUUUGAGAAAACGACCAUGUCGAAUGAGCAGAAAUCUCCAGAAUCACCCUUUGAGAAAACGACCAUGUCGAAUGAGCAGAAAUCUCCAGAAUCACCCUUUGAGAAAACGACCAUGUCAAAUGAGCAGAAAUCUCCAGAAUCACCCUUUCAAAAAAGGACCAUGUCAAAUGAGCAGGAAUCUCCAGAAUCACCCUUUGAAGUGCUUGGAGAGGAAAAGCAUGGAAGUGACUUUGAGGACACUGCUGACUGGAUGAGAGCUCACUUACCUCCAGCACCAGAUUUCAACAUUGAAGAUCCUGAUCUUGAUGAGGGAAAUGAUUCUCCUGUGGUGCAAGAGAGCCCAUCCAAAGUGAUGAUACCGAACAGUGUUGAUACAACAGAAGUUCCAGAAACUUUUGCAGGAGUUCCUGAUCAGUUUAUGGACAGUCCUAUCAAAGUGGCAGAUGACAUCAAUCAGUCAAAUGAUGAUGACAACAAGCAGUCAAAACAAGAGUGUGUUGAGGACGAUUCUGAAUUUGACCUGAACUUUUUACCAACAGCCUAUAUGUGGGACAAACAAGAGAAAGCCAAUAUGGGCACUCAAGGCUAUCAGAUAUUCCCUGACAGUCAAGAGCUUCCUUCCUCUCCUGCUGCUCCUGCAGAUUUUGAGUCACCAUCACCCCCAGCAUCCCAACAGAUAGAGCCUAAUUCUGCACAACGUUCCAAUAUUUUGAAGGGAAACUUGGAGCCUGCUGAAAUCCAGGAGAUAGACAGUUCUGGGGAGUCAGAUGAUACAGUGAUUGAAGAAACCAUGAGCAUCCCAACAGUGGGAAAUAAUGGCCUUGACACCAAAACCCACAAGGAAGAGGAGACCGUUCCAAACAAUGAAAAACAGCCAAUACAGGUACCUAUUAUUAACGUUAUUGAAACUGAGGAGCAAGUUUUAAGUGAUGAUGAAGAACCACUUGAGGUGGAAGGAGAGGUGGAGGAGGAGGAUGAAGAGUGUCAGAUAUUGCAAGGUGAAGGCAAAAGGUCAUCCGACCUACAUGACUCAGAGGUUCCAGAAAAAGUAUCUGUGGAAACUCUACAUGAUGAGCAUAAACCUGACCAUGGCAUUUCCUCUCAGACAAAUCAAACCAGCUCUGAAUCAGAGCAAUCUCCUGAGCAUAAGGUGAUUGAAGAUGAUUAUGAAAGUGGCAUUUUUCUCCAGUCCUCUCCAGACUCCGGAGGCUUAAAUUUAGAGGACUCUCAAGAGCUUAUGUCUCAGAAUUUAGUGUCCUUUGAACCCCUUAAAGAGUCAUCCCUUGAUAAAGACAAGACAGCAGAAAUACUUUCUGACCUUCCCCCUGACAUCAGUUCCCCCUCAAAUGAGCCCAGUGAUGUAGAGACUUAUCUGGAUCAUUAUGCCAGUGAAGAGCUUGCUUUAAAAGACCAGCUGAAUUCGUCUUAUUUUAAGGAGAGUAAAGAUGAGAAAAUAGAACUUCCAAAAACAAGCUGCCUUCCAGAUAAUAAAAAUGUUCAAGAAUCCUUUGAACAUAUUACUGAUGAUUUCAAUGAGACACUCAACGAAUGCAUGCUAGACAAUGAAUCUGUGCCUGAGCCUUCUCUAUCUGUCCUUUCAUCUGAUAUUCCUGCCGAUAUUAAGAUUACUUUCCCUCAGAACAAAAUGCCAAGUAUUGAUUCAGAAGAUCAAAAGUCAGCAGUAGAAAUCAAGGAUUCAACCUUGCAGGAACAGGAAGAAUUGCCAGUCCAGGCCAUUGAUCAACAACCACCAGUUCAAGAGAACCCACCUACACCAUUUCACUCUUUUUACAAUGAGCAGUCUAGCAAAAUUCUUAACGAUAUUUCUGGCCCUAUGGCAAAUGAGGUUACUGAUGGAUCAGUGGUAACUAAGUCUGAACCUAGAGUGGUGACCACCGAAGAUCUUUCAGAUAGACCAGAUUCGCCAGAGACCCUGAGUGAUUCAGAGACCAUUGAAGCAGAAUGUUCAGUAACAGCAGCGACUGACAGUUUCGUGGAGUUCAUGAGGGAGUGUCUUAAGUCACGGCAGGACGAGGAACCUGAGGUUCUCAGUCCUGGACGAAAAACUAUAGACCAGAAUCCCAAAUCUGAUGCUUCUGCUUCCACUCAAUCCUCCCCAGCAAUGAUUAUGGACUUCGAGCAAGAGUGCCUCACAAUUUCUGCUUUGAAAGAGCUCGGGAGCAGCCAAGAGGAGGAAGACAAGAAUAUUUCCACUAUGAAGAAUGUCCUAAAGCCUGAUAAAGCUCCAAAUCCUACACCAAGUGCUGAGGUCUCCGUCACCUUAUCUUCUCACACUCUUCAAAACGAGUAUCACCCUGAUGCCUUACUUCCCAAAGAGGUAGAGGCAAUCGACAUUUGGGUAGAAGAGGCCUACCACCUUGCAGAGCAUGUCUUGACAGCAAUACUAACCCACCUUACAGUGAUUGACCUGGUGCACUGGCGGGACCCUAAGAAGUCAGGCGUGGUGUUUGGCGUGUCACUGCUGCUGCUGCUUUCUCUGGCAGCGUUUAGCGUGAUCAGCGUGGUCUCCUACCUGCUGCUGGCCCUUCUCUGUGUCACUAUCUCUUUCCGCAUCUACAAGUCUGUCAUCCAGGCUGUGCAGAAGUCCAAUGAAGGACACCCCUUCAAGGCUCUGAUGGAGAAAGAUGUCACCGUGCCCCCCGAGACCUUCCGCAAGCACGUGGACGUCUGUCUCACCCACGUCAACCGUGCACUCAAGCAGAUGAGCCGCCUCUUUCUGGUCGAGGAUCUGGUGGAUUCCCUCAAGCUGGCAGUGGUUAUGUGGCUGAUGACAUAUGUUGGAGCGGUCUUCAAUGGCAUCACUAUACUCAUCCUCGCCGACAUCAUGCUCUUCAGUGUACCGCCCAUCUAUCAGAAAAACAAGACCCAGAUUGACCAUUACAUUGACAUUGCACGCACUCAAGUCAACACUACAAUUGCCAAGCUACAAGAGAAACUCCCGGGAUCGCUGAAGCGCUGUAAAGCAGAAUGAUCCUCCUCUCGGAUCCCUCGUUACCAUGUUUACCAUCCUUCUAUCUUUAGCUGCCUCCCCUUACCCUAAGCCCCGCCCCAUUCCUAUUUUUCCCUGUUUAACCCCACACCUUAAAACAACCAUCUGCACUGAACCAGCUAGUAUGUAAAAUCUAAACAGCUUCUUGAUAUUCAAUGUUAACUCUGCAGCUUAUUAAUGAGCAUUAGGAAAAGAAGCUUGGGGCACCAGGAGCUGGUGUUUUUCAACACAAAAAGUGAUGUAAUGCUACUGGAUGCCCAUUGUGAUGGCCAGUGCAUGGAAGGAUUUGUGAACUAGAACUGAACUUCUUUUGACUGGUUUUGAGCGUUGGGAUGGGUGGUGCUGUAGUAAUGAAUAAAGACAGGU
Carassius carassius (crucian carp) is the source of this 4832-nucleotide messenger RNA. Its product is annotated as reticulon-3-B-like. Gene Ontology annotation, biological process: brain development; endoplasmic reticulum tubular network formation; neuron differentiation. The transcript has 9 exons. The record is from RefSeq and is a predicted model, not a curated record. The coding region runs from base 195 to 4448 and encodes 1417 amino acids. Lineage: Eukaryota; Metazoa; Chordata; Actinopteri; Cypriniformes; Cyprinidae. Gene Ontology annotation, cellular component: neuron projection; postsynaptic density.